Molecule: messenger RNA, 1697 nt
Organism: Tribolium castaneum (red flour beetle)
Lineage: Eukaryota; Metazoa; Arthropoda; Insecta; Coleoptera; Tenebrionidae
Exons: 5
Coding region: 678-1292 (204 amino acids)
Source: RefSeq, a predicted model, not a curated record
UAAUUGAAACGAAAAAUGUGAUAAAACUAAAUUAAGUCGUAGUAUGGUUAUUUUUAGCGUUAUUAAUAUUCAUGAUGUUGUGACCUUGACGACAAUUAUGCUAUUUUCCAUCCCAGCGUAAUUUUUAAUCUGAAAUUAGAUCACUAACACAAGGCCAAGGGCACUUGAAAAUGAAAAUUCAAAUGCCCCACAUGAACUAAACAGAGUGUCAAAUGUUUUUCCCGAGCACUCUCGAAAGCGUUCAUUAGUUUCUCUUUUUGCGGUGACUCACCGGUCAGCGGCGUAGAAAUUGGUCGCAAUUAUUAAUUCAAGUCUAAAUACUCUAAAAAACCUUGCUAGGUGUUUUUCGCGCCAAAAAAAUUGAGAAAUUGUUAGUUUUUCCAUAAUUUAUGGUGAUUGACGGGUCAAUGACAGCAGCCGCCUGCGAUAAACCCGCCGCAAUUCCCUUGCCCCUUGCGCACGUGACGCCGCUGGUUUCACCUGCGGAAGCACCAAUUGUGUCGAGUCCACCUUUUCAGCCGCUCGAACCUUGAAUAUGAAAUAGAAAAACCCGUUUCGGGGUGUUUUUCUCUCGAAAAAAUCCGGAAAAGUCGCGCCAGUGUCCCCACAUUUGACAUCUGUCAAAGUGCAUCGAAUCGUACGAAUGAAACGGCCCGCCAAAGUGGGAAUUUAACGAAAUGUCGCAAAGCAGCGCCGUUUACCAGCCCACCACCGUCACGUACGAGGCCAAUGGCCCCCAGGAGCGGUGGCAGGACCGCCCCAUCAGCUACCUGGCCUCCAUGAGCCAGGCUGCCAGGCGCCCCUGCGGCCUCACCUGCCUGCCCUCCCGGAACAUCCUCCCCGUGGUGCUCAUCACCUCAAGUGUGGCCUCGUUCUCGCUCGGUCUCGUUAUGCUCAUACACGGCGCCAUGGGGUACUCGGACACCCCCGAAGACAAGGAGGAUCUCUAUCUCAUAAUCACAAUCUUUGGAGCAAUAUUUUUCGCGCUAUCGAUACUUCUAUUUGUGUUUUUCAUGCGGCUCACGCGCCGGAUUUGUUGGAGGAACGCCAAAGACCACUUGAAUGCCUCGGGAGGACAAGCCCUUACAGUUAAUCCGUCUACCGAUUUUCUCGUUUCGGCUCAAUACGCCCCUGUGUCCGAAGUGGCCUACCAGCCGGCGCAGGAGGACACCGAGCAAAGUAAAUUAAUGCCGCAGGAAAAUAAAGAGAUUGAAGAUACGGACCGUAUGGUUGAGAGCGACCCCCGUAUUGUUUUACGUCCUUUAAACCCAUCCGCCCAUGAAGAGACUUAAGUCACGUCCACGAAAAUUUUACAUUUGUAUAGAAUGUAUUUUUAUCUCAUUUUUUAGUUUUAUACACACUAUCACCGCUUCUUUUCCACUUGAUUAACUGUGACGAGAAACGAAUGCUUCCGCUUAAAAUAAUUUAUUUUCGGUAAAACCCAACCAAGAAAAUCGUAUAAAUAUUCGCACUGUGUGUUAUCGUAGGAAAAAAAUUAAAAAAUUACGCUGGUUCGUAAUACUAGAUCUGAAAUAUUCCGUACUUAAAAGACAUGACGACUGCAUUUAUUUAGUUGUAACGUAAUUUAUUUAUAGGUUGUAUGAAAAAAACGGCUGUUUUUAUUAUAAACAAAUUUACAAACAUUCGUUGUACUUAAUACAAUUUUUCUUAUUAAAUAAAUUUCCGUAACAGAAUUA